Cheilinus undulatus (humphead wrasse) is the source of this 1698-nucleotide messenger RNA. Its product is annotated as alcohol dehydrogenase 1-like. Gene Ontology annotation, molecular function: zinc ion binding; S-(hydroxymethyl)glutathione dehydrogenase [NAD(P)+] activity. Bases 108 to 1244 code for a protein of 378 amino acids. Gene Ontology annotation, biological process: formaldehyde catabolic process. The record is from RefSeq and is a predicted model, not a curated record. Gene Ontology annotation, cellular component: cytosol. NCBI's taxonomy places the organism in Eukaryota, Metazoa, Chordata, Actinopteri, Labriformes, Labridae. The transcript has 9 exons.
GCACUAUUUAAUCACCCGCUCCAAAUUCUCUCCCUCUCUUUCUUCAGUCCUGCAGCUCUAUCUUUUUUAGCUCAGCACUCAUUUUAACACCCAUCUCUGCAGAAACAAUGGCAACAGUCGGUAAGGUCAUCAAGUGCAAGGCGGCAGUGGCCUGGGAACCCAACAAGCCUCUGGUGAUUGAGGAGAUCGAGGUUGCACCACCACAGGCUGGUGAGAUCCGCAUCAAGAUUGUGGCAACUGGAGUGUGCCACACGGACUUGUAUCAUCUGUUUGAGGGUAUGCAUAAGGAUGGCUUUCCUGCAGUCCUUGGCCAUGAGGGAGCUGGCAUUGUAGAGAGUGUUGGCGCUGGAGUCACCGAAUUCCAAAUAGGGGACAAAGUUAUUCCCCUGUUCAUCCCCCAGUGCAGAGAAUGUCGUUUUUGCAAGAACCCCAAGUCCAACCACUGCGAGAAAGGAUGGACUGAUGACCGUUAUGAUGUGAUGGCAUCAACGGAGUCCAGGUUUACCUGUAAGGGCAAGAAGGUGCUGCAGUUUAUGGGAACCAGCACUUUCUCUGAAUACACAGUGAUUAACCAGAUGACUGCGGCCAAGAUUGAUCCAGCUGCCCCUCUUGAUAAAGUCUGCCUCCUAGGAUGUGGGAUCUGCACAGGCUUUGGAGCAGCAGUUAAUACUGCAAAGGUCGAGCCGGGCUCCACAUGUGCUGUGUUUGGCCUGGGAGCUGUUGGUUUGGCUGCAGUCAUGGGCUGCCACUUUGCAGGAGCCAAUAAAAUUAUUGCUGUUGACAUCAAUCCAGAAAAGUUUGAGAAGGCCAAGGUAUUUGGAGCUACAGACUUUGUGAACCCAAAGGAUCACAAUAAGCCCAUCAGCCAAGUGCUGUCAGAGAUGACCAAUGGAGGAGUGGAUUUCUCUCUGGAAUGUGUUGGAAAUGUGGGAGUCAUGCGCAGUGCCUUGGAGUCUUGUGUGAAAGGCUGGGGUGUUAGCGUGGUUGUUGGCUGGACAGACUUGCACAACUUUGAAGCACGACCCAUUCAGCUGAUAGCUGGCCGCACAUGGAAGGGCUCCCUGUUUGGAGGAUUUAAGUCUAAGGAUGGUGUACCCCAGAUGGUUAAAGCCUACUUGGACAAGAAGGUGAAGCUGGAUGAAUUUAUCACUCACAACAUGACUUUGGCUCAGGUCAAUGAUGCGAUUGAACUGAUGAAGCAUGGCAAAUGCAUUCGGACAGUCCUCAGUGUUUCUCCACAAUAAGAAUAUUUUUUCUUUGUUAAUGAGGUUUAAAACUUUUUAAUUAAACUGCAACUAUGCUUACCCACAAUUCACCUGGCUUAGUAAUAUUCAUCUUUGAUCAACUUGGCAUAGAAUGUGGAAAGGAUUUUUUAGAAAUCACAUGAAUAUUUCCCCUUUUUUGUCAUUCAAACCUGUCUAUAGACCAGACAUUUUUAUUUUCUUCUCCUAGUCUUAAAUAAUCCUUUCUUUCAGUAUUCUUCACAAAACAUGUGAUGAUUGAGCCAGACAACAGCUUCAGCUUCUGUAUUCAACUGUCACCUAUUAUCAACAAUAAACUUGUUCUGUGUUUUCUUUUUAAUCAUUUUACAGCCUCGUAUUUUCAUGUACUUUGAAUCAGUAUUUCUGGAGAAAAUAAUUCCACUUGUACCUGAAGAAGGUUUACCUUUAAACAUGAAUAAAAGGCUUACAUGAGUAA